This is a messenger RNA of Sitodiplosis mosellana (orange wheat blossom midge), 757 nucleotides long. RefSeq lists its product as uncharacterized. NCBI's taxonomy places the organism in Eukaryota, Metazoa, Arthropoda, Insecta, Diptera, Cecidomyiidae. The coding region runs from base 49 to 693 and encodes 214 amino acids. The record is from RefSeq and is a predicted model, not a curated record. The transcript has 7 exons.
UUUCGAUUGAAAUCGCUGCUCUGUUUUUUGUUUAAAACAAAUUUGAAAAUGAAACUGUUGAUGAGCCUGAGUUUUUUGUUCGUGGUUUUGUCGACGGUCAUGAUGAUAGAACUUUCAAAAAGUUCGCUUAUUCGUAUAGCAAACGUUGAAGUUGAUCGAAGCGCUUUUAUAGAUUCCAAAAAAUCAUUAAACGAGACUGCUUGGAGGGAAAGAUGCACGUAUAAAAAAGAUGGCAUUCAAGACAUCAACAAAGUUAAAAUGGUUAGACAAAAAUCGUUGCGCAGUGGAAGCGUUGACACAAAAAUUAUGCAAAGUGUCAUCGAUGUAAACAAAAUAAUUGAAACUUUUGUCAACAAUUUUAACGAAGCUCAGAAGGCUGAAAAUGGAAUUUAUGAUGUUAAAAUGUACCAUAAAGAUCUAGCGGCACUUGAAGCAGAAGCUGACAAAUUAUCAAACAUUUUUAUCACAACUACUGAUGCAGAUAAACGGACAAAAAUCGAAAAUAUUUGUGAUGAUCUGUUCACAAAUGCGGCAAUAAUGAGAGCUAGUGUUUUUGUACACGAUUGGAUAAGACCAUCUUCGGCCCUAGUGGCUGGAGUUGCUGGGGCUUUUAUCGGUGGUGCUCCAUUAGCUGCUGUUGGGGCUGGCGCAGGUUAUUUAUCUGGACGACAUUUUACAAAAAUCGAUCCAUAAUUUAUGGAACAUAGCAUUCUAAAAAUAUGAAAAUUCAUAAAUAAAUUCAGAAUAUUAAAUUUGG